CGGUAACGGACAGCUGCGGUCGGUCCGGUGAUGAAGAUGAAGAUGAUGCUGCUUCUUCAACUCUGCGGUCAUGUGACUUCUCGUGGAGGAUGGGCAGUCAGCGUUGAGCUAGCUUCCAGUGGACAGGAGGUCUGAGGUGAGGCGAGGGAUCAUGGGAGAUGGAGGACCCCUGCAGACCGAGGGGAACGCCCUCCUCAAAGCCGUCUUCCAGGGGAAGCUGAGGUUGACCCGCCUGCUGCUGGAGGGCGGCGCUUACAUCAACGAGGGCAACGAGCGCGGGGAGACUCCAAUCUCCGCCGCCUGCAUAGCGAGCUACGACGACCCGCAGACCCGGCAGAGGAUGGUGAGGUACCUUCUUGAGAAAGGUGCCGAUCCGAACAUCCCUGACAAGAGUGGGAGGACGGCGCUGAUGCAUGCUUGUGCCGAGCAGGCGGGGAAGGAGGUGGUCUCACUACUGCUGGAGAACGGCGCUGAUCCCAGCCUCAAAGACUACUCCGGCUCCUCAGCCCUCGUCCACGCCAUCAACAAGGGAGACCGCGACACUCUGCAGGUGUUGCUGGAUGCUUGCAAGGCCAAAGGCAAAGAGGUGAUCAUCAUCACCACUGACACGUCACCGUCGGGCACCAAGAAGACCAAGCAGUACCUCAACUCCCCGCCCUCGCCGGGCAUCGUGGACAAACUGUCUCCGGCUUGCAUGUCUCCGUCUGAGGUGGAGAUUGGCACCUCUUCACCUGCAGGAGACAAGAGCAAAGACGACGAGGGGAUCUUCAGCUUCGCGCUCACCUCGGCUUUACCUUUACCUUCAGCUCGACCACCAGGAGAAAAGAGACCGCCACCACGGAAGCUGCUGAAGAGGCUGAACUCGGAGCCCUGGGGCCUGGUAGCACCCUCGGUGCUGAGUGGAGUUCCUCAGGAGAGGGUUGACGGAGGCCUGGUGGAGGAGGGCAGCUGUGAUCUGAGCAAGACGAUCACUGAGAUCAAUGGCCUGUCCAUCACAGAACCUGUGAGACCUCUGUUGUCAAGGCGACACAGCAUUGAAACCCAUGAUCCCUGCUCCCCCAAACUCAUCGAUCGAUCCUGCUCCGAGGACUACGCAGCUCUGUCAGGUUCCUCUUGGGCUGACAAAGUCCAACAGCACCAGAUCCUGUACCGUAGAAACACGGCCCCAGAGUCCCAGGAGAACGCUGGGGGACCUGGGGCGGUUGCAGCGCGGGCCCUGGCUCACCCCAAACUCACCCGGAUGGAGCACUACGAGUCAGACACCCAUCUCUGCCCAGAGUCCAUCCCUGGAUCUCCGGAUUCUGGCAGGGUGUCUGUGGAGCGAAGGAGGUACAACGCCUCCCCCCUCUCCCUGGUCACAAGCUCCUCCAGGGAGUCUCUGGAGAACAUCCCCAACUCGGUGUCCCCCAUCACCAUGCGCAGGCGUCCCCCAGGACUCCUGGAGCGCCGGGGCUCUGGUACCCUCCUUCUGGACCACAUCUCUCACACCAGGCCAGGCUUCCUGCCUCCGCUCAACAUCAAUCCCCAGAGACCCAUCCCCGUCAUCCGGGCCAACGGAAAGCCCACCUCCCCCAUCCACUCUGGGCACAAGAUCCUGGUCCCCAUGGCCCCGGCCUCCCCUAAACGAGGCCCGGACUUCAAGAUGAAGAAGAAGCUGAUGAGGAGACACUCGAUGCAGACGGAGCAGAUGAAGCAGCUCUCCACCUUCCAGGAGAUCCUGGCCGAGAAGGUCAUCGAGUCCAACGGGGAUUGAUGACAGGAGGCGUCGUGGCAGAGCAUGAUGGGUAGCUGCAGAGACUCUCAGAGUGGCGAUUUACUGUGAAGCUUCUCCAUCAGAUCAUCAUCUCACUGAUGACCUCAUUAAAACCAACGUGUCUGGUCUUCAUGGAGGGCUGCACCAAUGAGGGUUUCAUUAAACCGAGAAAAGGUUUUUAUUGGAGUUUAGUAAAACUUUAUGAAACCAGUUUUAAAUUUGAGCCUUUACAUUAAAGCUCUUUAUAAUUGUAGCUGUAAUUUAACGUUUCAAGCCAACAUGUUAACGUAACAAAAAAAAACAAAAAGGUAAAACAAAGUGCUUCCUCAACUUUUAACCUCUCACGGCUGUUCAAAAAUUGUUUUAAAAUGUUACUGAUGAUGUUUAAAGCCUCACUUUACCAGACACUCAAAAGGGUUAAACUGUUGUUCUCUUCAAAGUCAUCUAGCUGUGACGCCCUGCUUGUCAGCAAUGCUCACUUUUUAAAAAAUAUUAAGUUUCUUUUCUUUAGCACCUGAUAAACUCAUAAAAUGCAGCAUUCAUUUAUUUAGACCUUCUCAUCACUAAUCUCUAAAAGUUAAACCUUUUUCAUUUCAAUAAGAGAAGUUUAACCCUUGUUGGUGCAGCUCUCCUGUUUCCUCUCCUCUGAUCCACAGGAAGCUCUCGGGGUUAAAAAUCAGUUUACAACACAUUCCUGAUGCUUCCUCAUUAGCCUAUUUAUUCACUUCAGUCAAAAACUGAUAAAACUAUAAAAAGAAAUGAUCCGACUUGUUUGAUGUUUACAGAUGCACAAUUUGCACUGAGGUCCAUUGUUGUCUUUGUGACGGAUGAAAACACGAACUUUUAGCUGGACCUAAACUGACGAAACUGAACGUUGACUCUGAAAACAAACUGUCAUCUUUUCAUUAACGAAACCAACAUAUUUAUUUUAAUCCGUUUAUAAGCUCCUGUUCUGAUUGAAGAAUGUGAUAAAGUGUCAAACUACCUACUGCGCUGUAUGUACCGUAAUUAUCGACACACUAGUCAAUAUAAUAGUUGGUAUCUCUGUGUAAAUGAUUCUGAGCUCCUCUGAAUGAAUCGUAUUAUUUCACAGUUCAGAGGGACGUAUGAAACGUUCGUCCUGACUAUGUUUCUGUACUUUAACCAACAUCACUGAGGUGAUAUUUUGAUCUAAUUUGUGUUGAGAUGAACUUCAAUGAAACGUGGUUUUCUUGUUUAUGAAAUUCCAAAGAAGUCGUGUGGACGAUUUGAACCAAAACCUGCUGAAACUGUAAAUACUGUAAAGAUGCGUCGGUGCAAUAGAGCUGAUACUGUAAUGUCAAUCCUUGAGCGGAGGACCCUGAAGGACAGUUAGAGGGACAGUCCCAUGUUUUGUCUGUCCUCUCCAGAGUCAGAAGAUAGAUAUCAGUGUCACCUGUGUGCGUGUCCGGGACACACCAGGUGAGGGAAUGGCCUGCCUUAUUCCACCUCUGAUGGACUUACCCCGGCAUCUUACCUUAACCCUUACCUAUCCCGCUCCUCCUGCCUAAACUUUACCAAUCCAACUAACGAACGCAACGAGUACCAUCCACACAGGAAGAGUAGAGCAGGUCAUUCCUCUGACCCCCUACGAUUCACAAAUUUGCGUCCAGGUUUUCGUUUUUUCCCUUGGAUGACCGGCCCCGCUCUGCCUUACUACUAUCUAUUCGUCCUGAAUACAGAAUAAUUUGUAAGUUUGAGACUGAAUACAUUUAAAUACAUUUUUCUAAAAACAGCGUUGAUUAUGGGACUUAUGUUUAAUAAAAAAGCAUAACUGUCCUUCAAAGCUAUGAGCCUGAGCUGUUGCCAAUCAGGCUUCAGCUGUUACUUUUUUGUUGGUCAGCAUGAAAUACAAUGCUAAUGAGUGAU
Molecule: messenger RNA, 3640 nt
Organism: Plectropomus leopardus (leopard coralgrouper)
Lineage: Eukaryota; Metazoa; Chordata; Actinopteri; Perciformes; Serranidae
Gene: ankrd34a
Product: ankyrin repeat domain 34A
Molecular function (GO): protein binding
Source: RefSeq, a predicted model, not a curated record